CUGUAUAUAUACGUUCGUUGUCCACGUUCAUUCCGAUCACACAGACGCUUCUUUCUAUCGGUGACUCUUCGAUCUAAACGUACCGAAGCUAAAAUCAUACCCAGCUAUGGCUCCGAUCGCCGUUGGAGAUACUCUACCAGACGGAACUCUUGCUCACUUCGAUGAGCAAGAUCAACUGCAGCAACUGUCCAUCCACUCUCUUGCUGCCGGUAAAAAGGUCGUAGUCGUCGGUGUUCCCGGUGCCUUCACUCCCACUUGCAGCUUGAAGCAUGUGCCAGGGUUUAUCGAGAGAGCAGAGGAGCUGUUAUCGAAGGGAGUUGCUGAAAUUCUGGUCAUUAGCGUUAAUGACCCCUUUGUGAUGAAGGCAUGGGCCAAGACUUACCCUGAAAACAAGCAUGUGAAGUUUUUGGCCGAUGGCUCAGCAACAUACACUCAUGCUCUUGGGCUUCAGCUUGACUUGACAGAGAAGGGACUUGGCACUCGAUCAAGGAGAUUUGCUCUUUUAGUUGAUAAUCUGAAGGUGCAGGCGGCAAAUCUUGAAGAAGGUGGAGAGUUCACUGUCUCCGGUGUUGAUGAAAUCCUAAAGGUUCUCUAAGUUUGUUCAAGUAGCUAUUUCUCUAGUUGUUUGUGUGUUUAAAGCUCUUAUAUUACCUAAUGCUAUGUAAUCAAACAUUGUCAAGAAUCCAAAUAGUCAAUGUUGGUCUGAAAUAGUCUUGUUUGUGAUGUUUAUGGAAAUAAAUGAACUGUUUGUUUUUAUUGGAAGGGAGAAAAAAAAUAUGAGACCAUUAGGAGGACUUGUUCCUUUUCAAA
Messenger RNA from Jatropha curcas, 810 nucleotides. RefSeq names its product peroxiredoxin-2. Gene Ontology annotation, cellular component: cytoplasm. Gene Ontology annotation, biological process: hydrogen peroxide catabolic process; cell redox homeostasis; cellular response to oxidative stress. The record is from RefSeq and is a predicted model, not a curated record. Gene Ontology annotation, molecular function: thioredoxin peroxidase activity. NCBI's taxonomy places the organism in Eukaryota, Viridiplantae, Streptophyta, Magnoliopsida, Malpighiales, Euphorbiaceae.